CAGGGCAGACGUUGCGGUGUGGAAAUUCGCCUGUGAGCGCCAAAGCGGGCGUCUCAUCCGCGGUCCAGAGAUUACGGCUUGGACGCCCACAAAAAGGGCCUCGGCCAAUGUUAGCCAGCGAAAAACGCUGAUUCACCAGUCGACGUCUGUCCAUCAUCGUAGGUCGCCCGCCGGAGUCUCACCAUCUAGAGUGCGCAAUACUGCAAUCUCCGACUGCGAUGGCCCUGCUCGACAGAGUCCCCGGCGAUUCAAAGCUCUACAUUGGCGGGCUGUUCACCCUCCGCCGCCGGGAUGCACUGGAAGAAGCCGGCGUUACUCACGUCCUAUCGGUGCUGCGAUUGCCGCUCGAUCAGCGGCUCUUCGUGCCGUUCAAGCACAUGGUCGUCGAGGUGGACGACGUCGAGGAUGAGAACCUGCUGGAGCACUUCCCGGCCACCAACCAAUUCAUCAAGGAGGGCCUUGACGCCGGUGGCGGCGUCCUUGUGCACUGUGCCAUGGGCAAAUCCCGGUCUGCAACGUGUGUCAUCGCCUACCUGAUGCAACAACACAAUAUUUCCGCCGAAGAAGCUUUAUCCCACCUACGGAAAGCACGCCCUAUUUGUGAGCCGAAUUCGGGAUUCAUGAGCCAAUUGGAGCUCUACGGGAGCAUGAGCACCCCUCAAAAUGUUGAGGAGUCACCAGCAUACCAACGUUGGGUAUUUCAACGAGAGGUUGAGCUGUCCCGGGCGUGUGGACAAGCCCCUGAUGCUGAGAAGAUCAGGUUUGAAGAUGAGCAUGCUUCUCAAGACUCCGUCGACUAUGAGCUACGCUGUCGCAAGUGCAGGCGAACACUGGCGACAUCUCAAUACCUCACCCAGCAUGCGUCUGCAUCCUCAAACUCGGACCCGUCCAAAGCUCGCUCAUGUGCACAUUACUUCCUAGAUCCACUCUCAUGGAUGCGUCCAGAACUGGAACAAGGCAAGGUAGAUGGACGCCUUGAAUGCCCCAAAUGCCACACCAACGUGGGCAAGUACGCGUGGCAAGGCAUGCAAUGCAGUUGUAGCGAGUGGAUCUUACCCGCCAUCAGCCUGUCGAAGAGCCGAAUCGACGAGGUGAAACCACAAUCAUCUGCUGCUACCGGCAUACGACGACCUCCAGGAUCAACCAGCAUGCCACCACGCCGAGGCCCGUCGAAGGAGAGCUUGUAGGACUGCAAGGCAAAGUAUAGAGUAAAUCUUACCGCGUCAAAAGGCCUGGAUGGAUCUUGGAUUCGAGUUCGUUUAUCGAAUGCUUCUCCGAGCCAGGCUAAUUGACCUCGCAGUCAUGUCCUCUCCGGAAGUCGGGG
Molecule: messenger RNA, 1324 nt
Organism: Mytilinidion resinicola
Lineage: Eukaryota; Fungi; Ascomycota; Dothideomycetes; Mytilinidiales; Mytilinidiaceae
Product: dual specificity protein phosphatase 12
Exons: 5
Coding region: 219-1187 (322 amino acids)
Biological process (GO): protein dephosphorylation
Cellular component (GO): nucleus
Molecular function (GO): protein tyrosine/serine/threonine phosphatase activity
Source: RefSeq, a predicted model, not a curated record